Messenger RNA from Chelonus insularis, 1347 nucleotides. RefSeq names its product fatty acyl-CoA reductase 1-like. Gene Ontology annotation, cellular component: peroxisome. The transcript has 4 exons. Lineage: Eukaryota; Metazoa; Arthropoda; Insecta; Hymenoptera; Braconidae. Gene Ontology annotation, biological process: long-chain fatty-acyl-CoA metabolic process. Gene Ontology annotation, molecular function: alcohol-forming very long-chain fatty acyl-CoA reductase (NADP+) activity. The coding region runs from base 19 to 1212 and encodes 397 amino acids. The record is from RefSeq and is a predicted model, not a curated record.
AUUGUUUAGUCACCAACCAUGUCUCUCACGGAGUGGUACCAGAGUCGUGAAGUUCUGUUAACGGGAGUUACCAGCGAACUCGGUCAAGCCCUUUUAGAAAAACUGUUACGAACAUUUCCGAGUGUUACAGUUUAUACUAUUGUACGAUCAAGAAACUCCCUUUUGAGAGGAGAUCGUAUUAAAAAAAUAUUUUCAUCAGCUGGAUUUUCAAGACUACGCAAUGAGCAACCUAAUGCAAUUUCACGGGUGAAAGUCUUUGAGGGCAACUUAUUAUACAAUGGCCUAGGAUUAAAUGCGGAUGAUUUGAAAAGUUUAAGAGAAGUGAAGAUAGUUUUCCAUGCGGCAGGACCCUACAAUAAUGUCCUUAACUUUGGUCGAGAUGAGCUACCACAACUUGAAGUUAUUGCUCUGGCUUCAAAUAUGUUCAAGAAUAAAACAAUAUUUGAUGAUAAACAUCCUGAUAUCAAAAAGUUUGAAGACAUUCCAUUAACAGUAAUCCAACACUCUGCAUUGAGUCCAGCAUACUUGGAGCCAGUUCCAGGCUUAGCUGAAACUUUGAAUGGUCCUACUGCUUUGAUGAUUGGCGCUGGUUAUACUCUUGGAAAGAAAGACCUACAGGCUGAAGUCAUUCCGAUUGAUUCAACAGUUAAUGGACUGAUCACUGCUGCUUGGGAAAGGGGAACUCGAAAAGAUGGAAAUGUCUUGAUAUACAAUGUGCCAAAUCUUGGAUGUACUUGGGCUGAACUGCUGAAAAAAAGUCAAACAGCGAGGAAAAAAUUUCCUUAUCCAGCAUUUGGCAUUUCUGGAAUGACGUCAAUUGUUUUGCUUCAUUGGAUUGUUAUUUUCUUUUUCGAGUGGUUGCCAUCGGCAAUUUGUGAUAGUGUUCUUUCGGCAGUUGGAGCAAAACCAAGAUUUGGCAUUGAACAUAGGAAAGUACGUGAUGCAUUAAAGUCUAUGGAAUCAGUAUGUUCCAAGUCAGUGACUAUCGAUAGAACUGGUGUUGAUAAUCUAGAGAAAAGACUUUCACAAGAGGAUCGGGAAAAAUUUCCGGUGUGUUUUAAUAUCGAUUUGGAAUUUUAUGCAGUCUGUGUGGCUGCAUCGGCACAAAAACAUUGUCCUAACAAAGAAAAUAUUUUCUGGGUAAAGAACUUGAAGAGAAUUUUUGUUGCUUUAAUAUCUGUGGUUUUUUUAUAUAAUGUUCUUGGUAAGUAAGUGCUCUCUACUUUUGGCGUACCUAGAGCAAAAGAUUAUAAUUAAUUGUAUACGACAUGAAAUAAUAUAUUUACUACUGAUAAAGAGAUGUGUAACAAGAUAAAAACUGUAAUAAACCGAAUGAUUUUUAACCAA